Phanerochaete carnosa HHB-10118-sp is the source of this 774-nucleotide messenger RNA. RefSeq lists its product as uncharacterized. Lineage: Eukaryota; Fungi; Basidiomycota; Agaricomycetes; Polyporales; Phanerochaetaceae. The annotation marks the transcript as partial. The transcript is spliced from 4 exons. The record is from RefSeq and is a predicted model, not a curated record.
AUGGCGUCGGCGCCAGCUCCGGCACCCACGCUCCCCGGCGACAACGACGACAACGACGAAGCGCUGCUCACGCACGGCCGCGGAUGCUCGCCGGUGCAGAGCAACGUAUCGCGCCGCGGGCACGGGCUCGGCCGGUCGUUCGCCACCGCCGACGGUGAUGAUGGCGCACUGGUACAAGAUUUUGCGGGUGACGCGCUGCCGAGCCGCGAGCAGCUCGCGCGGGCGGCAGGCCUCGUGGUCGUCGCGCAGAACGGCGUGCGCGUGCCGUUCGGGGAGCUGUUCGCCGAGCGCAAAACGGUGGUGGUGUUCAUCCGGCACUUUUGGUGUCCGCACUGUCAGGACUACAUGUACGCGCUGUCGCGCAGCGUCGACCCCGAGGCGCUGCGCCGCGGGAACGUCGACCUCGUCGUCGUCGGGAACGGCUCGCCGGCGAUGAUCAAGUCGUACAGACAGAUCUUCCGGACGCCGUUCCAGCUGUACGCCGACCCGAGCCACAGGGUGUACCACGCGCUGGGCAUGACGCUGCGCACGACAGACCCAGGGCCCGAGCACGAGCGCGGGCGGUACGUGCGCCACGGCGUCGUCGGGGGCAUCGCGAUGGUGGUGCGGAACGCGCUGCGGGUGGGCAUGCCCGUGUGGGAGAAGGGCGGGGAUCACGCGCAGCUCGGCGGGGAGUUUGUGCUGGGGCCUGGGUUGACGUGCGCGUACGCACACCGAAUGAAGAACACGCGGUCGCAUGCGCCCAUCUUGGACGCGACAGCCGCGGCAGGCGUG